Trifolium pratense (red clover) is the source of this 1501-nucleotide messenger RNA. Its product is annotated as mitogen-activated protein kinase kinase kinase 17-like. The record is from RefSeq and is a predicted model, not a curated record. The transcript has a single exon. Gene Ontology annotation, molecular function: ATP binding; protein kinase activity. Lineage: Eukaryota; Viridiplantae; Streptophyta; Magnoliopsida; Fabales; Fabaceae. Bases 274 to 1470 code for a protein of 398 amino acids. Gene Ontology annotation, biological process: protein phosphorylation.
CUUCCACCUUAAUCUUUCCACGUGUCAUAUCAUAAUCCAUUGCCAACUAAGCAUCCACAACCACCCAAAAUUGAACACGUCCUAAACUCCCCUUUGAAGUAACAUUCACUCCCCUCUUAAGAGAACUAGCUUCAACUAAUUUAGUAAACCAACCAAUCAAAUUAACCCUAUUAAUCUCAAAUUCAAAACAUGCCCUUUUUUUCUUCUAUUAUAUAAAGGCCGCAAUAUCAAACCAAAACCUUAAACACAAAAACAUAACAAAAAAAUAGGGAGAUGGAGUGGACUAGAGGCAACAUCAUCGGACAUGGCUCAUCCGCCACCGUCUACCUCGCCACCUCUCGUAGCUCCACUGAUGUCUCCGCCGUUAAAUCAGCGGAGACAUCAUUAUCAAACUCAAAACAACUCCAAAGAGAACAGAGAAUUCUUUCUUCUUUGUCCUCUCCUUACAUAGUUAGCUACAAAGGUUGUAACAUUACUAAGCAAAAUAACAAGAAAUUGUUCAAUCUCUUCAUGGAGUACAUGCCCUUUGGAAACCUCUCUCAGGCGACUCGCGGUGGCCGGCUCAACGAGGCGACGAUAGCACACUACACAAGACAAAUUGUGGAAGGACUUGAAUACUUACAUUCAAAAGGUGUUGUGCAUUGUGAUAUCAAAGGUAGUAACAUAUUGGUUUGUGAUAAAGGAGUUAAAAUUGGAGACUUUGGUUGUUCAAAGAUGAUCGAUGAAAUUGCGCCGAUUGCCGGAACUCCAUUGUAUAUGGCGCCGGAAGUGGCGCGCGGUGAAGAACAAGGGUACCCUAGUGAUGUUUGGUCACUUGGAUGCACAAUUGUUGAAAUGGCAACUGGGUUUUCACCUUGGUCCAAUGUAGAUGACCCUGUUCAUGUUCUGUUUCGUGUUGCAUAUUCUGAUGAAGUUCCUAUGAUUCCUUGUUUUUUGUCUGAACAAGCUAAGGAUUUCUUGGAAAAGUGUUUUAUGAGGGAUUCUAAGUUGAGAUGGAGUUGUAGUCAAUUGUUGAAGCAUCCAUUUCUUGCUGAAUUUGAUUCUGGUGUUGAGAAAAUUCAAGAAUUUGAUACAUGUUCACCAACUAGUAUUCUUGAACAGGGCUUUUGGAAUUGUGAUGAAGAUUCAGAAAGUUUGUUUUUUGAUGAUUUGGGUAAGACUAAUUUUGUGAAUUAUCCUAUUGGUAGGAUAAAAAAGUUAGCUUUAUGUUCAAGGGAUCAUCCAUGUUGGAAAUGGGGUGAUGAUAAUUGGAUCACAAUUAGAGGGAAUGAUGCAGAUGCAGAUGCAGCAGAGGCUUCAAUUAGUGAUGAUUUAGAUAAAAGUGAUUUUAGUGAUAGAAUUAGUGGUGAUUAUUUUUGUGAGGAUUAUAAUAAUGGUAAGAUUAGGGAUUCUAGUUUUUUAGUUAAUAGUCUUAAUUUUGAGAGAGGCAUUGGAAGGUUGAUGCCCCAUUCAACAUUAGAUUUUUUAUGAUUCAGUUAUUUGGGAACUUUUUUUAUGGUUU